Messenger RNA from Nematocida parisii ERTm1, 1566 nucleotides. RefSeq lists its product as uncharacterized. Bases 1 to 1566 code for a protein of 521 amino acids. The record is from RefSeq and is a predicted model, not a curated record. Gene Ontology annotation, cellular component: microtubule organizing center. The transcript has a single exon. NCBI's taxonomy places the organism in Eukaryota, Fungi, Microsporidia.
AUGACCCAAGCAAUAAAGCAGCUACCAAUAAAAGAAUUCGACUCAUCCCUAGAAAGGCUGGAAAAAGAGAAUUUUGAUUUAAAGCUGCAAAUAUCGCACCUUCGAUCAAGGCUUAAUGAGCUGACAAACUCUUCCCUCACGUUCAUUCCAACCUGUGACUGCAAAAGAACAAAAACAGAGACAAAGGAUGUUCUCUCUGAAGUAAAGGUAGAAAUGAAGAACCUUCUUGACCAGAAUGAAAUGAUAAAGUCACAGAAUGCGGCCCUUCUAGAAAAGCUAGAAGAAGUCCAGUAUGAAAAUGAGUCUCUGCGAAAGGACUGCAUAAAGCUUUCCCAUCACAUCAGCGAGAAAACAAAAAAGGAGUCAGAGAAUAAAAAUGUUCUUCAAGAGAUGAAGGACGAGAUAGAAACAGUAAAAGAAGAGCUGGAAGGAGUAGAAAAGAUAAAGCAGCAGAAUAAAAUGCUAAAAGAAGAGUAUAUGGCCCUUGAUAAGAUAUCAAAGAAAUUAGAGACCGAGUACAAAGAAGAAUACUCUACUUUUACAGCAGAAAAUGCGUCUCUUAAGCAAAUGAAUGCUCAUAUAAAGGAAAGGAUGAAGCAACUAGAAAGAGAGGUUAACGAAAAAAGUGAAAUGAACCGGCAGCUAUCAAAUGAAAAUCACGAGCUAAGCAGGGAAAAGAUGGAAUUACAGCAGAAUAUAAGAAAUUUGGAAUCUCUACGCCAGAACAUACAAAGUCAAUUAUUGGUAAAAACAGAAGAGGCAAAAAAGGCAAAAGAGGUCGGAGAACAGCUUGUGAAUGAAAUAAGAUCAAAGAGCAAGCACACGCAACUGCAGAAAGAAGAAGUAGAGAGAAGAGCGGAGGACAUAAUUAAAAACAGAGAUGCAACAAUAAUCCAACUGAAAGAGUAUUUAGCAAGGAGUACAGCUAAGAUGCAGAAUGUAAAUAUAAAAGUAUCGACAGUUCAGAAUGACUUGUGCCAUUAUGUUAAAUACCUUACGUCACUGAUCCAGAGGAUAACAAAGAUGUCAAAUGAAGUGGAUAGGUCUAAAUCUCUGGUAGGUGCAACUCUUAACCAGUGCAGGUCAAAGAUAGUUCAUAUAACCAAUGAUUACUCACAUAAGCAAGACACAAAAUUGCAAAAGGAAAAAGAGUCAAUGCAAACCAUUAUACUUGAUGCAAAAAGAGAAAUUGAGAGAAUAAAGGCGGAAAAAGACCGGCUGCUAACUGAAAGGGAUGAUUUGGUAAACAGGCUCCACAUUGCCCCAAGCACUCUUAAAAUAGCCAGAGAUCUUGGUGUGAAUGAAUUUACUACAAUAGAUAACCUAUUCAUUACAUGGAAAAAUACACAGGAGCAAUUGUUAAGAAAUAUAGAGAGAAGGCACAAGGAAGAAGAGGCUGGCAGAAACAACAAGUUAGAGGAGUUUCAGAAAAAGCUGGCUGAAGCAGUUGCCGAACUUAAUUUCUGCCGGGCCUACCUUGAAGAAAAAAAGAAUAUAAUUAAAUCCAUUCGAAAGCAGCAGGGCACGCCCUCUAUUCUAAGCAGAAUAGAUGUAUUGAAUAAGUAA